UUGAUAACGAUUUCAAUGUGUAAUGUGAACAUUAAACAGUCAAAAAUAGCAAAAAUAAGUGUCUACACUACACCUCGCCUCACAAUCUCUUUCAAUUCACAAAACGCUGCAAAAAUCUGCAAUUUUCACACCUUUUCUCUCUCCUAUAAAAACCCAACCUUUCACCCAUCUUCAACCCAGAAUAAACUCUUCAUUUCUACCCACAUAUAGAAACUUCCAGAAAAAAACCCAGAGCAACAAUGGCGGGACAAGAAGUGAGCAACAAACAAGUGGUCUUAAAGGAUUACGUUGUUGGGUUUCCCAAAGAAUCAGACAUGGAGUUCAAAACUUCAAAGAUUAACCUUAAACUUUCAGAAGAUUCUAAUGGGAUUCUUCUUAAGAAUCUUUACUUGUCUUGUGAUCCUUAUAUGAGGAGUCGUAUGACCAAGCAUGAUCGACCUACUUAUGUCGAAUCUUUCGUACCUGGAUCGCCCAUUAUGGGGUAUGGAGUGUCCAAAGUGCUGGAUUCUCGGCAUCCAGAUUACAAAGCGGGUGACCUUGUAUGGGGAAUAACUGGAUGGGAAGAAUAUAGUCUUAUCUCAUCUCCACAGUUAUUCUUUAAAAUUGAGCAUACUGAUGUGCCUCUUUCCUACUAUACUGGGAUUCUUGGUAUGCCUGGCAUGACAGCCUAUGCUGGUUUCUAUGAGGUUGGAUCUCCUAAGAAGGGAGAUCGUGUCUUUGUCUCCUCAGCAUCUGGUGCUGUUGGUCAACUAGUUGGACAACUUGCUAAAUUGAAUGGUUGCUACGUUGUUGGAAGUGCUGGUAGCAAAGAGAAGGUUGAUUUAUUGAAAAACAAAUUCGGAUUUGAUGAAGCCUUCAAUUACAAGGAAGAGAAAGACUUAGAUGCGGCCUUGAGGAGGUAUUUUCCAGAGGGAAUUGACAUUUAUUUUGAGAAUGUUGGAGGGAAGAUGCUUGAGGCUGUUCUAUCCAACAUGAGACUCCAUGGCCGAAUCCCAACCUGCGGAAUGAUCUCACAGUAUAAUCUCGAACAGCCAGAGGGAGUCCACAAUUUAUUCGAAAUCGUAGCCAAACGUAUUCGUAUGGAAGGAUUUAUAGUUUUUGAUUACUAUCAUCUCUACCCUAAAUACCUGGAAAUGAUCCUACCACACAUCAGGGAGGGCAAGGUUUCAUAUGUUGAAGAUGUUGCUGAAGGCUUAGAGAGUGCUCCUGCAGCCUUGAUUGGGAUCUACUCUGGCCGUAAUGUUGGGAAGCAACUCGUUGUCGUGUCUCGUGACUAAAUUCUAUCAUAUGAAGUGUGAACAUGCUGUGUUGAGCCUGUAAGUUGUAAGUGAUGAUGUCUGUGGGGAGUAGAAUUGGGUGAUAUCUAUUCCUGAAAGAUUAGUUGUAGCAGUAAUUAAAUAUGUAUGGUACUUGUGCAUUUUGCACGUCUUUUUAUACUCGUACUUGAUAAUACGGAGUACUAAUUAAAUCUUGAGCUCGCAGACAUUUGUGCAUUUUUGUUUCAACAAAAACAGCCAAUGAAGACUAAUAUGUCUUGGCCUUUUGGGUUCACUUAGAGAGAGUGCUUGUACCAUUUUGGAUUCACCUUUGCAUAUUUGGGAUAGGUUUUCUUACCUGUUUCCCUCUUAGGCCCUGUUCUUUUAGACUUAUUAUUAUUAUCAUUAUUAUUAUUGUUAUUAUGUUAUGAAAUAUAUAUUAAUGUAUGUUCAUUAUACUUUUGUAACCUAUUAAGCUUUAUUAUUUCCACUUUGUAAACCCCUUU
This is a messenger RNA of Chenopodium quinoa (quinoa), 1762 nucleotides long. RefSeq names its product 2-alkenal reductase (NADP(+)-dependent)-like. The coding region runs from base 240 to 1277 and encodes 345 amino acids. The record is from RefSeq and is a predicted model, not a curated record. Gene Ontology annotation, molecular function: 2-alkenal reductase [NAD(P)H] activity. The transcript has 5 exons. Lineage: Eukaryota; Viridiplantae; Streptophyta; Magnoliopsida; Caryophyllales; Amaranthaceae.